Molecule: messenger RNA, 1860 nt
Organism: Leopardus geoffroyi (Geoffroy's cat)
Lineage: Eukaryota; Metazoa; Chordata; Mammalia; Carnivora; Felidae
Gene: GTF2E2
Product: general transcription factor IIE subunit 2
Exons: 9
Coding region: 387-1262 (291 amino acids)
Biological process (GO): transcription initiation at RNA polymerase II promoter
Cellular component (GO): transcription factor TFIIE complex
Source: RefSeq, a predicted model, not a curated record
GCCUGAUCAGGAAGUGGCGGGCGGAGUCCGGGGCCGAGUCGCGCCGCCUUAGCUGCAGCCGCCGUUGCCGCUGCCGCCAGUGCCGAGACCCCGGCCUGGCGGGGCUGCGCUGGGAGUGCGUACGGGCAGGCGGGGGCGCUGACGAGAAGCAGGAAGCGGUGGCCACGCGGGCGUGGGCGGCUGGUCGAGGUGGAGGCGCUGGGAGGCGGCGGCCGGUCGCGUGGGGUGGCCCUCCUCGCUCAGCUGCCUGUUGGAGACUUGGUUUGUAAUGAUUCCUAAACUUCAGUUAUUACAGUUGUUGUCUGCAAAGUCUAAAGACCUGUUCCAAAUCAAAACGCUACGAUACCUUUUCGUCCGACCCUACAUUCCUGUCAUUUAAGAGAAAUAUGGAUCCAAGCCUGUUGAGAGAACGAGAGCUGUUCAAAAAACGAGCUCUUUCCACUCCUGUAGUAGAAAAACGUUCAGUAUCUUCUGAGUCAUCAUCAUCAUCAUCAAAGAAGAAGAAAGCAAAGCUAGAACAUGGAGGAUCAUCAGGCUCUAAACAAAAUUCUGAUCAUAGCAAUGGAUCAUUUAACUUGAAAGCUCUGUCAGGAAGCUCUGGGUAUAAGUUUGGCGUUCUUGCUAAGAUUGUGAAUUACAUGAAGACACGGCAUCAGCGAGGAGAUACACAUCCUCUCACUUUAGAAGAAAUUUUGGAUGAAACACAACAUUUAGAUAUAGGACUCAAGCAGAAACAAUGGCUAAUGACUGAGGCAUUAGUCAAUAAUCCGAAAAUUGAAGUGAUAGAUGGGAAGUAUGCCUUCAAGCCCAAAUACAACUUGAAAGAUAAGAAAGCCCUACUUAGGCUGUUAGAUAAGCAUGACCAGCGAGGCUUAGGAGGAAUUCUUUUAGAAGACAUAGAGGAAGGACUACCCAAUUCCCAGAAAGCUAUCAAGGCUUUGGGGGACCAGAUACUAUUUGUAAAUCGUCCUGAUAAAAAGAAAAUUCUUUUCUUCAAUGAUAAGAGCUGUCAGUUUUCUGUGGAUGAAGAGUUUCAGAAACUUUGGAGGAGUGUCACCGUGGAUUCGAUGGAUGAGGAGAAAAUUGAAGAAUAUCUGAAGCGACAGGGUAUUUCUUCCAUGCAGGAAUCUGGACCAAAGAAAGUGGCCCCUAUUCAGAGAAGGAAAAAACCUGCUUCACAGAAAAAGCGACGGUUUAAGACCCACAAUGAACAUCUGGCUGGAGUGCUGAAGGACUACUCGGACAUUGCUCCUAGCAAAUAGCCAACAGUUUUAUUUGUGAGCAAAGAGUUCAGUACCAUGUCAAGGUCUUUCUUGUUGAUGCUGGGCUCUGAAGACUGUCUUCCCAUUCUAUUUCUUAGGACUGAGGAGAGGAGCAGUUCAGUUUACAUAACAAGAGCAAAUUACCAAACUCCAAGCGUAUUUUAAUUGAAUGGGCUAAUGUGAUAUUCCCUGUUAACCUUCUGUUACUUCCGGGGAAAGGCGCUUAGCAUGGCGUGCAAGUGUCUUUGCUACUUAUCUCUCUUUCUAAGUGGUUCCUGGUUCCAUUUUUCUUCCUUUCUUCCUUUCGAACAAGUUUGCAGAUAGUCUUGAAUGCAAUUUUGUUUGUUCUGAAAGGACAUAUUUAUAAUAAAAUCACUGUAGAAGGAACUCGAAGAUGUUCGUGGAUUCAGUUUGUAUUCCUUCUGUUCUUGGCAGUGGCAGACGGCAGCUCCGGCCUUUCACUCCCACAGGAUGCCUGUUUGGGACCUUGUCGGACGCUGUCAUCUGUGCUGUGGUGCUGAACACACGGAUUUCACAAUUGGAACACACCGUGUCCCCUUUGUUAGCAAAUGUGACAAUAAAGAUACACUGCAUGUGA